UCAGAAUGUUGGCCUAUCACUCAGAUUUCAUGACAGAUCUUAUGCUCAUCUAAGUGUUAAGUUUAGACCCCCUUGUGGGGCAACAAACAGAAGGGAUUUAAUCUUGAAAACUGAGAACCAAGUAUUCAAAAAUGUUGUUUCUUUUCUGUCUGAUAAAAUGCUGUGAUGGAUUAGGAUAAAUCUAGAUAUUAACCCCCAUAUUGGCACAAGCAGCUCUGUUCAUGCACAAAAAGGCCAACACCAGGGUUACUCCGCCCACCAUCGGUGUCACACUGAGUCCAAAAGUGUCAAUGAGCAAAUCAGCGUGGACAGAGGCUAGGGGGCAUCAGAGCACUCUGGACAGUGAGCAGGAGUUCUCUGUCAUACCAGACAUCAAGAGAGAAAAAAAAGUGAAGCGUCUGAAUUUUAUCAGCGGGGUUUCAAUGCAAAUACAGUUUUCUUACAGGGUGACGUAAAAGUUUGACCUGGACAGAGUCGUGCGUAAAAGUUUAUUUUUCCAGAAAAUGCGCUGCUUCUCCGAGCCGUGCGCUCCUGGCGAGAUCGCACAAGCCUUUUCAACAAGGGUAGGAGAUGCGACGCCCCACGCCACUACUAUCUUGGCAGGACCAUCUCUGUUCUCAGCCGUCGCCUUAUCCUCCCGAGGAUCAGCAGAUCUGAGUGUGAAUGCCAUCGCAGACCCGGUGAGUCGCAGCCGGUCGCACCCGGAGCAGACUUCCGUUUUGUGCCGGCCUGCGGAAACUUUUGCGGGAGGAGAAAUGUCCGAAGAUGAUCCGAAACUUUAUCUGGAAGAAAAUGACCUUUGGAGAGAGUUCCACAAAUGCGGGACGGAAAUGGUUAUAACGAAAUCCGGGAGGCGCAUGUUUCCGCCGCUCAGAGCAAGGUGCACAUCGAUGGACAGGAAAGCAAAAUACAUCCUUCUCAUGGACAUCGUGGCGGCUGACGACUGCAGGUACAAAUUUCAUAACUCCCGCUGGAUGGUGGCGGGGAAGGCGGACCCGGAGAUGCCCAAACGCAUGUACAUCCACCCGGACAGUCCGGCCACGGGCGAGCAGUGGAUGUCCAAAGUGGUCAACUUCCACAAACUGAAACUGACUAACAACAUGUCGGAUAAGCAUGGAUUUACUAUUCUCAACUCGAUGCACAAAUAUCAGCCCAGAUUUCACAUAGUGAAGGCAAAUGACAUCGUGAAACUGCCUUACAGCACCUUCCGGACUUAUGUCUUCUCUGAGACUGAAUUCAUCGCAGUGACAGCUUACCAAAACGACAAGAUCACGCAGCUGAAAAUAGACAACAACCCGUUCGCGAAGGGAUUCCGGGACACGGGCAACGGGAGGAGAGAGAAGAGGAAGCUUCAACAUUCACCUGUAAAGACUGAAGAGACACAGGUGACUGAGAGGGAAUCUGAACCUGUCAGAGACUCCAAAUCUUCAGAUUCUCAUGAGAGUGACUCUGACAAAGACAACAACGCUGAGGACAAUCCUGACCACGUGGAGCACCAAACCCUCAAAGAAACAAGACUUAAUCCAGUAACAGAGAGAAGCGUACAGACUCCCCUCCCUCCAGAGACAGAUGUGGACCCCGGUCAGAGCCGGGGCACUUCUUCACUAAGGGACGCAGCGGGUUGCUGUUGGCCACAAUACUCCGAGGAGGAUCCGUUUUGUAAACUGUGCCGCACUUUUCCAUGCAGCUCUGUUUAUACACCCAAAUCUGGCAGACAUCUGCAGGACCCACGUUGCCCAUCCAGCCUUCUCUACUCUGCUCAGGUAAACACCUGGAACAGCUGUGCCACCAUGGAGAAAGCACUGCCAUGUGGCCUGAGCCUGAAAGCACCUGUAAGGACUCCAGGGACUCAAGGGUUCCCCACCAAUCCUCCACAGCACCCGCUGGUUCAGGACCUGGUGAGCUUUUCUCAGUUUGGAGGCUUUCUGUUUUAUCCCUACUCAAGCUUCACUGCAGCAUCAGCUCCGUAUCUCUUCCCAACGUUGCGGCCCGGAGUGGAUUUCCGAGCGCCUUCGAGUGUCCACAGCCGGGACUCCUUCAGCUCUCCUGUGAUGUCGUCUGUUCCCUCUGUGGGUGCUGGUGGACUGAAAUAUUUCACCCCUGAUUUCCUCAUCUUACCCAACACAGACCAGAAGAACUCAGUAAGCGAAGCUGAAGCGGACUGCAGAGAGGAGGCGGAGUCACAAACAGAGGGAGAUACUGUCUUGUGACUGUUAUGGCUGCCCCUGCAUGGUGUCUGCCCCCCCCCCCCAUCUCCUACCCCAUGAUGACUGCUAAGGCCGUCCUUCUGAG
Molecule: messenger RNA, 2292 nt
Organism: Labrus mixtus (cuckoo wrasse)
Lineage: Eukaryota; Metazoa; Chordata; Actinopteri; Labriformes; Labridae
Product: T-box transcription factor TBX2-A-like
Exons: 7
Coding region: 504-2210 (568 amino acids)
Biological process (GO): positive regulation of DNA-templated transcription; cell fate specification; regulation of transcription by RNA polymerase II
Cellular component (GO): nucleus
Molecular function (GO): RNA polymerase II cis-regulatory region sequence-specific DNA binding; DNA-binding transcription factor activity, RNA polymerase II-specific
Source: RefSeq, a predicted model, not a curated record